AUGCUCUCCCACAGUUUACUAACAAUUCUUGCCAUUCCGUUGAAUCUAAGUAAAAUAUUGAAACUUCUCGCACUCCUUAAAGUUCCAACUGCAACAGAUUCACAAUCACAGGGUGGUUCAACUCAUAUUCCUCCUGCAUUCAAGAAUUUCUCAUUGUCACAAAAGGAAAAAACUCUGGAAGAACUUGUGCGAGACCAAUGGCUUUGUUCAACCCUUGAUAAUAAAAUUGGACUUGGUGUUAGAUCGUUCCUCGAUCUAAGAAGUUGGUUUUAUAAUAAUGAUGUUGCUGCAUGUGAGGUUUGCAAUGAGGCUGGAGUGAAGGCAGAGUUUUGCGGAAAGGAGGGUUGUACUGUUCGAAUUCAUGAGUAUUGCCUGAAAAAGAAAUUCUCCCAAAGAGGGGUUGCAAGAGUUUGUCCAGGUUGUGGCACACAAUGGAGUAAUUCAUUGCCCAAAGAAGAAGCCAUAGAAGAGAAUGAUGAAAAUGGUCCCUCUCAGAACCACCCACCUCCGGUACCCUACAUGAGAAAAAGGCCUAGAACCCGUCAAACUGUUGAUGAUACUGUUGGAUCUGAUCCCUCCCAACCUUCAGCACCCGUUUCUGAUGCAAAGAGGAUAACUCGAAGUUCUGCCCGGCUGAGAAGUGCUACUUAAAUACAUUUGGUUUUUGUUGGGCACUAAGGUACCAGCAUUUCCAGUGUAUAUUACGUGGAAUCAUGCAUAUGGAAUGCUUGCAAACUCUGUUUUGGAGACCUAUUAUCAACGUUCUAGCUUGUACCAGACAAUUUUGAGGUAAAUAGAGAUCCAUCACACUGUCAGCUAUUGGCAUCGUGUCUAAUCUUGUGUAAAAUAAAAAGAACUGUGUGCUUAACUUGUUAUAUCAUUGAAAGAAAUGCAAAAAUGGAG
This is a messenger RNA of Ilex paraguariensis (yerba mate), 903 nucleotides long. NCBI's taxonomy places the organism in Eukaryota, Viridiplantae, Streptophyta, Magnoliopsida, Aquifoliales, Aquifoliaceae. The record is from the annotation of a GenBank genome assembly.